Molecule: messenger RNA, 3474 nt
Organism: Thermothelomyces thermophilus ATCC 42464
Lineage: Eukaryota; Fungi; Ascomycota; Sordariomycetes; Sordariales; Chaetomiaceae
Exons: 5
Coding region: 368-3406 (1012 amino acids)
Biological process (GO): double-strand break repair via homologous recombination; protein deubiquitination
Molecular function (GO): ubiquitin binding
Source: RefSeq, a predicted model, not a curated record
UGCUCCCCAAAACGGCUGCGUGGUCUUGAAGAGCUUCCAUGCAGGAAGCUUCCAUGUUGCCCAGGUGCCAUUUCCGCAGAUCACCGUCGCCCCUUCGUUCGCAGUUUCCUCUCAUGACGCUGCGCCGGGUCUGAUUUCCAUCUCGCAUUUCGCUCCUUUCGUCGCAUUUUCCUAAUCAGAUGCCCACAAUCCGGAACCCUCGGCGCUGAACAACUGCUGCUCAACCCGGGCUCCGGCGGCGGGUCACAUAACCUAUUAGCUCCGACGAAAUCUUGCUUCCUGUCCACCACUUGUUGCAUGGUGCUCUAACAUACCCCUCGUUGCUGACUUCUUAUCAUGGCGAAGAAGGCGCGCCAGAGGAUUAGCUAUGACACCUCUCGAUUUCCGGAACCCGUCGUUGACGUGCUCUUUCGUUCCAGUCCUUGAAGCGCCCAACUCCUCGCCAGGCGGUCACCGCUUGGGGGUGAAUGGCUUGGCCAUCGACCGCGACAAUGCUAUUCUCUACUCUGGCGGCCGCGACGGUGUCAUCUGCGCAUGGGAUGUGAACCGAAACGCGGCUACCUCUCCCAACGGCCACUCCGCCGUCGUUGAUGCCGCCCCGGCCAACGGCAGGCCAAAGUCCAUCACCCGGUUCCGCGCGCAGACCCACGCGCACACCCAUUGGAUCAAUGACAUCACCCUCGCUCAGCAGCACAGCGCGCUGGUGUCGGCCUCCUCGGAUCUCCUGGUCAAGGUCUGGCGCCCCCUGGCCAGCGACAUUCAGGAGCCAGUCACCAUCGGCCAGCACGCCGACUACGUUAAGUGCGUCGCAACGCCAAGCCAGUCCACCAACUGGGUUGCCUCGGGAGGUCUUGAUCGGAAGAUCUACCUAUGGGACCUAUCAGGAGCCGGCAAGACCCUCGAGAUCGAUGUCCAGGGCGAAGAGGUGCCGCAGAAGGGCAGUGUAUACGCGCUGGGCGUCACCCAUGACAUCCUCGCCAACGGCGGCCCCGAGAGCAUCGUGCGGUUGUGGGAUCCAAGGUCGGGUCAGCGCAUUACCAAGUUCGUCGGCCACACGGACAUGAUCCGCGCCAUCCUGAUCAGCGAGUCGGGGGACAUGGUUUUGUCGGCAAGCUCGGACCAAACCGUCAAGGUCUGGAGCGUCACGGCCGGUCGUUGCAUGCACACCCUCACCAUGCACGACCAGAGCGUGUGGGCCCUGUUCUCGGACGACCCGGGGCUUAACGUCUUCUACAGCAGUGAUCGGUCGGGGCUGGUGGUCAAGACGGACGUCCGCGAGACCCACGGUGACUUGGACAACGGCUUGUCCCUGGCCGUCGCUAAGGAGCACGACGGUGUCAGCAAGAUUGUGGCCUGGGACGACAGCAUCUGGACUGCGACCGCCACGGCCUCGAUCAACCGGUGGAAGGACGUCGACACCGGCGGUAGCAUCCGGCUUCCCGAGGCUUACAAGCAGCACCGAGCGUCUAUGGUGACGGUGCGGAGCAAGGACUCGGCGGUACCGGCUGCCUGGGAGAGCGACUCUGCCGGACCGACGAUCUCUGCCAAGUCCAUCCUUCGCAUAUCGAACACGGCGUCGUUCCCACUCGUCAUUGGCCGCGACGGCGACAACUCAUCCUCGGGCUUCACUCGCAAAGGUUCGGAGCUCUCCGAGCAGGUGGCUAGCAUUGUAGAGCCCAUCUAUCAUUUGCCCGAGGAGACCAUCGAGGGGCACUUUGGCUUGGUCAAGCACAAAUUACUAAACGAUAGGAGGCGCGUUCUGACUUUGGAUACCGCGGGUGAUGUCUUGAUGUGGGACCUGAUUCAAUGCCGACCCAUAAAGAGUUUUGGGAAGCGCAAUCUCGAAGACGUGGAACCAGAAGUGAAUACCCGGGAGGCGGUGGCGCCGUGGUGUUCGAUCGACAUCAGCUCGGGAAACCUGACAGUCGUGCUCGAGCCAUACAACUGUUUCGACGCCGAGAUGUAUGCCGAUGAGCUGGUGUUGGACGAGCCGGUUGAGUUCCGAGAAGACCAAAGGAUAAACCUCGGGAAGUGGGUGCUUAGAUAUCUUUUUGCUGAGCUUAUAGACGAGGAGAUACGGCGUGACGAAGCCUUCAGGCAGAAGUUGAACCAGGGAGCGACGACAAAGAGGAACGUAGGUGGCAGAGCAGCGAGGCCACUGGCAAUAUCCAUACCCUCUGAACCUGGCUGGGGACCGGCCGACCCGUCUUCGGCCACACCCCGACCCAGUGGAUCGCAGUACCCUCCCAUGACACCAGGAUUUGGAAUAGGACUGGCAACUCCCGGCUCUCCGGUGCCGCCAGCGCUCGAGGGACUCACGACGCCCCUCAGUCCGAUUGUCGACAGGCGCUUCUCUCAAGUCAGCCGGCCGUCGCAAGAGAGGGAAGACUACUUUUCAGACGCAAUACAAAGCCCUGACGGAGCUCCCAAGCCGGCUCAGACCCCCGCCGCUGAAGUUCCUCCUGUGGAGGACAAGUCGACCAAGACGGCUGGCGAAACUGCUGGCAAGGAGAGCGAAGCCAAGGAUAAGGACAAGGAUAAAGACAAGGAGAACGGAAAGUCACCCGGCACUAUGUUUGGCAAAAAGUUCCGCAUGGGAAUGUCCUUUGGCUCUAAAAAGCUGGGACGGUCCAUGUCGACGGCGGCCGCCGAGAAGCCCGCGGUGCUGGACGAAAAGGCGGAGGAGUCGGAGUCGUCUUCGAACAACGAGAAGGAGGAGUUUGACGACAGCUUCCUGGGUGUGAUCCAACGGAUCCGUAGCGAAUAUGAGAAACAAAUGGCGGAGAACCCCGACCAGCCGGUCGAGACCAAGAUCACUCCGAGCCUUGCCAACGACACCCCCGUACUCAAACUGCCUCCCGCCACCAAGGUUAUCAUCCAAGAAGAGACCUCGGGGGGCUCGGCCGAGAUGUACCGCGGUACGGUGGCGUCGGUGGGCGCCGAUGCCAGCGUCAUCGAGGAGCGGGCACCGCAGUGGCUGGGCGAUGUGCUCCUCCUCAACGUCCUGCCGCCUAAGGACCCGGUCAAGAUCUCGUUCGUGCUGUAUCCGUGGAAGGACACGCUGCCGCCCAUCGCGUCGGCCGACGGUAACAACCGGCUGAACGCGAACCGCAUGCUGCGCGUCAAGAAGAUUCUGGCGUACGUCGCCGAGCGCAUCGACCCCGUCCGCGAGGGCGAGGACUCGGGGCCGGACGCGCUGAAGCCGGAGGAGUAUCUGGAACUGUAUUGCAAUGAUCAGUUGCUCCCAAUCAAAAUGACUCUUGCUACCCUUCGAACCCAUAUCUGGAGAGGCGGCAACGACAUUGUUCUCCACUACAAGGCGAACGGCAGGAAGGAGAUCCCCAUGCCGCCGCCCGCGGAGGCAAAGGAGGCGGAAGGGCCCGAAGCGGUUCCAGGAGCUGCGUAGUGCGGGGCGAUAUGAAGCUGCGGAGGGCUGUUCCGCGUGUUUCAUUGAGUUGGCGUCGACUAGCGUUG